CCUGACCCACUUCCCUGUGGGAUGGAGUGUUCCUCCUCCGGCACCUGUACCUUUUAUCGCUAAUAUCACCAUACUACUUUAUCAUUGCACAGACUGCAUUUGAUGGAAACUGUACCUACCAGAAACGCCUCAAAGGCAGGGACUAUAUAUCUUAGUCUUCUUUUACAGCAUUUAUAACCAUGAAUUACACUCAAUAAGAUUUUGUUUUAUUUGCAGACGAUGACUUAUAGAGAUGGCUCGCAGGGUCAUAAACAAAAAAAGGCACCUGGGACUUCAGCAACUUUCAGCCUUUGCAGACACAGGAAGAACUUUCCUAGGCCCAGUGAAAUCAUCCAAGUUUAUUAUAGAUGAAGAGAGUCAUGAGAGUGUGGUAGUCGGUUCAACAGUAAGGCUUCUUGAAAGUUUGGAUUUGUCCAGUGCAGUGGGGCAGCUUCUCAGUGAGGCAGUUCAAGCGCAACAUAACAUGUACAGGACUGGGGCCAGCACUCUUCUGCUUCUCGUCGGUGCUUGGAGCAGUGCUGUGGAGGAGUGUCUUCAUCUGGGCGUCCCCAUGUCUUUAAUCGUGUCAGGAAUGUCAGAAGGCUUGGACUCUUGCAUUGAAGAAGUCACUUCCCUGCAAGUACCUGUCCACGAUGUCUUUGCCCAUAUAGACAGCACAAAGGUAUUUUCUGAACUUGAAUCGUUGAAUGUCAGUUUGUGUCCCUUUCUACAAAUUCCUUCAAAUACUGGUUUGAUACUGAAAGAGUGUGAUCUCAAAGAUGUUGCCUCUCAGUCACUGACCACCUACAGUCUUUCUGGGAGACCUGUUAAAUCAGCUAAACUUUUUAGACCUCAGGCUACGGUUGAUGCAGAUAAAAACACGUCACAAACCCCUCAAACUCUGAGAAACAGUCUGCUUGCAGGCGGCCGCUGCAGGCAGUCAGUGCUGACCCACAGCAGGCAUUGUAAUCGGGAGGCUAGUGAUCAGUGGACAAGCAAACAUGGUGCAGCUGCUCCCCAGACUGACAGCUGUAGUGAUCUGGGAGAGUUGGCGGCGGGUCUGAGCCACGGAGAUCACAGCAGCAUGAGAUUGGUGGAAGGAGCUGUACGGCUGCAGCACCAGAACACAAGCGUGUGCCAGGGCAGCUGGACGAUGCCAUUUACGUUCGACAUUUCAAGAGUCCUCACUUGCUGUUUGCCAGGUUUACCCGAAACUUUUUCUUGUGUGUGUCCAGGAUAUGUCACUGUUGUAUCAAUGUUUAGUGCCACUGUGCUCGAGGACUUACAGAAUCAGCCUCUCGGGGUCGUUCUCAUCGAGGGUGACCUCACAGAGAAUUACCGCCACCUGGGAUUUAACAAGUCUGCAAAUGUUCAAACAGUGUUAGAAAGCAUGAAGAAGCUUCAACAAGACAGCUCAGAAGAACUGUGGACAAGUCAUGUAUUACAGGUAUUAGUCAAGUUCAAUGUGAACCUUGUCCUGGUACAAGGAACUGUAUCCGAACACUUAAUUGAAAAGUGCGUGCGCACUAAGCGGUUGGUGAUUGGGUCGGUGAAUGGCAGUGUGAUGCAGGCUUUUGCGGAGGCCUCAGGAGCCGUGCAGGUGUCCUACAUCACACAAGUGAGUGAAAACUCUGUGGGCAGGGGGGUCUCUGUGACCUCCUGGAGAAGCAGUCCCUUGGAUGUUGGAGAUGGGAUCAGCAGAAUGGCAAUUUUGUUGAAAACACAAGGGAUUAAUUUGGUUACAGUAGUGCUCACUGACCCAGUCACUGCACAGAUGCAAACCAAAGAAGAUAGGUUCUGGACUUGUGCCUAUCGUCUGCAUUAUGCUCUUAAAGAGCAAAAGGUCUUCCUUGGAGGUGGUGCAGUUGAGUUUUUGUGUCUUAGCCAUCUUCAGAUUCUCAUGGAGCAACCUCUGAAUAAAGGAGACCAAAUCUGUUCAGGGGGUCUUCAUAAUACUUCCUCCUGGCUGGCCUCAUCUCUGGCACUGUACAGACCUACUGUGCUUAAAUGCUUGGCAGACGGAUGGCACAAAUACCUUUCAACUGUCGUUUGUAACACUGCCAAUUACUCCUCAGAAUUUGAAGCCAGGACUUUCAUUCAGCAUCAUCUGCAAAGUGCCACAGACUCAGGCUCACCUUCAUCUUACAUCUUGAAUGAAUAUAGUAAACUAAAUAGUGGAGUUUUUAAUUCAGGCAUUUCAAAUAAACCGGAACAGAUUCCAAGAGUUUAUGACAUUGUUACACCGAAGAUUGAGGCGUGGCGCCGAGCUCUGGAUUUGGUACUGUUAGUACUUCAGACAGACAGUGAAAUUAUUACUGGAUCUGGGCACACACAGAUAAAAUCACAGGAGUCAGAGGGCUUUUUAUUUUUGUAGUGUUAUUGGCUAAGUCUUUGGGAAAUAAUCUUUUUUUAAAAAUCUUGGGUGUAUUGUUGAAAUUAUUAUAGAUGUCCCUCUUUCUACCCUCCCCCUGCCCCCCCCCCCCCAUAGCUCACCUCCACCCAGUUACUGCCCUGCCCUAGGCCCUCGCCACCCUAUUGUCUGUGUCCAUAGGUAAUGCAUACAUGCAUAUAAGAUCUUUGUCUAUUCUCUUCCAGCCCCCCACACUUCCAUCCUCUGGUAAUCAUCAGUCUAUUCCAUUUCCAUGCCCCUGAUUCUAUUUCAUUCACCAGUUUAUUCUGUUUGUCCGAUUUUUAUUCGUUUGAUUUUUAUAUUCAAUUGUUGAUAGAUAUGUAUUUGUUGCCACUUCGUUGUUCAUUUUAUUAUCUUUAUUUUUUUCUUCUCUUCUUAAAGAAUAACCUUCAGCAUCUACACUAAUAAAAGACAAAGAUGCUAAUUGACUGUACCUUUGCUGCGCCCUAAGCCAUGCCCACCAGCCAAUCAGAGCAACUAUAUGCAAAUUAACCCAACCAAGUUGGCAGCCGGCAGCCACGGAGCUGGAGCAAGCAGGAGGCUUGGUUGCCCCAGUGAUGGAGGAAGCCAAGCUUCCCGCCUGCCCUGAGCCCACCUGUGGCCUCCACUCAUGGCAACAAAGUUUCAAUUAUAGAAGAUAGAUAAAUCCCAUAUACCUGCUUCCAGCCGGCCUCCACUGGGAGCUUGGGUGGCUGGGGGCUGUGGCCAGCCUGCAAACAGCCAUCAGCCCCUCACCCAGGCUGGCCAGGCACCCCAACAUGGACCCUCACCCUGAAGGGGCUUUGGCCAACCUGCAAACAGCCAUCAGCCCCUCACCCAGGCUGGCAAGGCACUCCUAUAUAAUAAAAGGGUAAUAUGCAAACUGACCCUAACAGCAGAAAGACUGGGAAUGACU
Messenger RNA from Myotis daubentonii (Daubenton's bat), 3284 nucleotides. RefSeq names its product Bardet-Biedl syndrome 12 (gene BBS12). Gene Ontology annotation, molecular function: ATP binding. Gene Ontology annotation, biological process: photoreceptor cell maintenance; chaperone-mediated protein complex assembly. The record is from RefSeq and is a predicted model, not a curated record. Lineage: Eukaryota; Metazoa; Chordata; Mammalia; Chiroptera; Vespertilionidae.